Molecule: messenger RNA, 1278 nt
Organism: Kockovaella imperatae
Lineage: Eukaryota; Fungi; Basidiomycota; Tremellomycetes; Tremellales; Cuniculitremaceae
Exons: 4
Coding region: 101-1009 (302 amino acids)
Source: RefSeq, a predicted model, not a curated record
CGACAGUCAGCUCAAAUACCAUUUGGAACCAUAUAUAGUAUUCUCUGUUUGAACUCUGCGUUUGAGGACUCCAGAGAACGAGAUCUUGUCAUCUGGCAUCAUGCUCAGCGUUGGUCUGAUUGGGUCUCGCGGAUUCAUGGGCUCGGCGUUUCUACCCGCCUUGACGCAAGCUUCGCAUCAAGGUAAACUCCGACUCGUACUUCUCCAUCGGCCUGGAUCAGAUACAUCGAGCUUCCCAGAGAACGUAGAGAAGAGAAUGAUCGACCUGGCCAAAGGAGAUGUGGAGGAUAUUGCGAGAUCCGUAGAGGGAUUGAACGUUGUCAUCUCCGCUAUCACUGGCCGAAAUGGCGGACAUCAACUCCAAAUCCCACUUAUCGACGCUCUCGCUUCAUCGAAAGACCUCUUGAUAUUCUUCCCGUCAGAAUACGCUACGCCAUUCCGACAAGAAGAUCUGGACCGUUCAGAAUUCUUGAGACGCAUGACAUGUGGGAAAGCAGCCAUCAUCGCACAUGCAAAGGAACGCAAGGUUCCCGUGACGAUUCUGAAGAAUGCUACCGUUCCUUUCUUAUUGUUCUCCUGGGACGGGGCCAAGUUCAGGCCGAAGGAGAACUCUUUGAAACUUUACUCGCCUCGAGGCGACGGGACGAGAGGCUUGACGUCGAAAGACUUUUCCGGGGCUGCCCUAGUCCAUCUGUUACUUGAUCGACCGGAGACAUUACCGAAUGCCACCAUAUCUCUAGUGGAGCAUUCUUUCUCUUCUCAACUCCUCGUUGAUACCUUUACCAAGAUCCACGGUAGACGACCAGAUAUUAUCGAGACGACGGAAGAAGAUUAUCAACGUGGAAUCAAAGAGGAUGGAUUUGGGUCGAUGGGUGCAGCGUCUGAUAAGAGUUUAUCGGUCGGUGUGGAUUGGCCAGGGGAAACCAUCGAUUCAGAGAGCUUGAGUAGGACUGGAAGAUGGGAUACCAAAUCAUUCGAGGACUAUGUCAGGGAGAGCUUGGACAAUUGACUUAGGGGCACUGUCGCGGGAUUGAGCAGAGUACGAUAGCUGCUUGGAUGCAGAGGGAUCAAGUAGAGAUGGAGUCCUGAAGUCUACCGCGCGGCAAGACUCAGCUGUCAGGCGGAGCCCCUGUCAUGAGGCAGAACAGUAAGAUGCUUUCGGUGUCAUAAGCAUCAUCUGCUUUGUGCAGACGCUGAGCAAAGCUAGCAUUGCCAUCUCGAAGAUCCCUCUGAUACGAGGCGCUGGAGCAUGCUCCCUGCUACAAGGCAGCAACGAGG